AUGUACUUCGACACUAUAGCCAAUUUGCGACCAUCGAUACGCACGUUAACACUUUUGGGACUCUGGCCCGUCAAAAAUGGCACUGGCGCAAAGUUCGAGCAAUAUUAUCGAUAUUAUCAGCUUUUAUUACAAGUUUCAUUCACUUUCAUUCUUGCCACGCUUAUGUGGCUGGAGGUAAUUUUUAUUCAAAAUAUGGAGUAUGCCAGCGAAGUAUUGAAGAUUGCACUUUCUGAAACGGUUGUUGUCCUAAAAGUUCUCAACAUUUGGCGUUUUGCACCUAAUGCGGCAAAGUUGCUGCAUGAAUGGGAGCAGAGUGAAUUUUUCGUGCCUCGCACGCCACAAGAACAAUUAAUGUGGCGACGUGCGCAAAACGCUUACAAAAAAGUAUUGGCUUUUUAUAGGAUUUGGAGCAUAAUUUGCGUGCUUUUAGCUUUCCUGUCAGUUGUUUUCAUGGAGACACCUCAGCUACCAGUUCCGUAUUGGAUUCCAGUCAAAAAAUGGCGAGAAGGCAAUGGCUGGCCGUUAUAUUUGUAUGAUUUCGUGGCGGUGAUAUUCACUUGUUGUUGCAAUAUUGAAAUAGAUUCUUUACAAUGUUAUUAUCUAUUGCAUUUAACACUUUGUUUGCGGCUCAUCGGUNGAAAUUAA
Rhagoletis zephyria (snowberry fruit fly) is the source of this 645-nucleotide messenger RNA. RefSeq names its product odorant receptor 94a-like. The record is from RefSeq and is a predicted model, not a curated record. NCBI's taxonomy places the organism in Eukaryota, Metazoa, Arthropoda, Insecta, Diptera, Tephritidae. Gene Ontology annotation, cellular component: plasma membrane. Gene Ontology annotation, molecular function: olfactory receptor activity; odorant binding. Gene Ontology annotation, biological process: detection of chemical stimulus involved in sensory perception of smell; sensory perception of smell.